GCCCCUCCCAGGGAUUAAGAGUCCUCUAUAAAGGGGACUGUCCACCCAGAUCAGGCCAGGGGGGUAUCUGGGACCCAGGCAUUGUGCCCAUCCCCCCUGCCAUGUGGGAACUGCGGUCAGCCUCCUUCUGGAGGUCCAUAUUUGCUGAGUUCUUUGCCACCCUCUUCUAUGUCUUUUUUGGACUAGGGGCUUCACUGCGUUGGACCCCUGGACCCCUGCAUGUUCUGCAGGUGGCUCUGGCCUUUGGCCUGGCCCUGGCUACGCUGGUGCAGGCUGUGGGCCACAUCAGUGGAGCCCAUGUCAAUCCUGCAGUCACUUUUGCCUUUCUUGUGGGUUCCCAGAUGUCGCUGCUCCGUGCCUUCUGCUAUAUGGCAGCCCAACUCCUGGGAGCCGUGGCUGGAGCCGCCGUGCUGUAUAGUGUUACCCCGCCUGCCGUUCGAGGAAACCUAGCACUUAAUACGUUGCACCCUGGGGUAAGUGUGGGCCAGGCCACCACGGUGGAGAUCUUCCUGACACUCCAGUUUGUGCUCUGCAUCUUUGCCACAUACGACGAGAGGCGGAAUGGCCGCCUGGGAUCUGUGGCCCUGGCUGUUGGCUUCUCCCUCACCCUGGGUCACCUCUUUGGGAUGUAUUAUACUGGUGCAGGCAUGAACCCUGCCCGCUCCUUUGCUCCUGCCAUUCUCACCAGAAACUUCACCAACCACUGGGUAUACUGGGUGGGCCCAAUCAUUGGAGGAGGACUAGGCAGUCUCCUCUACGACUUUCUCCUCUUCCCCCGGCUUAAGAGUGUUUCUGAGAGACUGUCUAUUCUCAAGGGUGCCAGGCCCAGUGACUCCAAUGGACAACCAGAGGGCACAGGGGAACCUGUUGAACUGAAGACCCAGGCCCUGUGAAAGCUCCACUUGGCCAGAGGGAGUAGGAAGCUUCUGGGUUUAUUCAGAGGGGCUGAGCCAGCCCCUGGAUGAAGAAAGAGACUGGGGGAGGGACAUGUAUUUCUUUAUUUUUUAAUUUAUGUGUGUGUGUGUGUGUGUGUGUGUGUGUGUGUUUUGCCUUUUGCCGUGUGAAAUCUUUCAAGUUGCAUUCAUGAGCUGGUUUGUGCAAACUUCCCUUCCUCUCCAUCCCACCUCUCUUCGCCGCUGUGUGUGCAUGAUUGUGCGUAUGAAUGUGAGUGAAUGUGGCUGUGUCUAAGUUUUGGGGCACAGCAGGAGAGGUAGGGAAGGGAAAAAAGGUGUCAUCCUUUACCUUCCUCUCCCAACCCAGUGUGGUGAGCACAGGAACCAAGACCUUUAAGCUUCGGCCUUUACCUUGCUGCCAAGUCAAGUUUAUGACCCUAGGUUUCUGCAGGAGCAGGGAAGCAGGGAGUACUCUUCACAGGAGGCAGAUGGAGACAAGGCAUUUCAAGAGUUGGGAGGAAGGGGCUGGAGGCAGGGAGAGAGGAAAUGGCGUUAUUAGCCCCAGAUCAGGUUGCAGUUGUACCAGAAAGUUUUGGGGAAGUUAAUCGAAGAGUGUAGUCUACUUAUCUCAGGGAUGCUUGCCCCAAGGACUUGGGUGGGGAAGUAGCUCUGAGAAAAGUGAACACUGGGGUUUGAACUGUUCUGUAAAGCCACAUAAACUUGUCUACAUCCA
Messenger RNA from Acinonyx jubatus (cheetah), 1626 nucleotides. It is a transcript of the gene MIP, whose product is annotated as major intrinsic protein of lens fiber. The record is from RefSeq and is a predicted model, not a curated record. The coding region runs from base 102 to 893 and encodes 263 amino acids. Gene Ontology annotation, molecular function: water channel activity. The transcript has 4 exons. Gene Ontology annotation, biological process: transmembrane transport. NCBI's taxonomy places the organism in Eukaryota, Metazoa, Chordata, Mammalia, Carnivora, Felidae. Gene Ontology annotation, cellular component: plasma membrane; apical plasma membrane.